AUGAAGCUCACCAGCUCCGCCCAUUACUCUCUUUUUCUUCUAUCAUCAAUCCUCGGAUUAUCUAGCGCAUCCGAUUCCUCUCAUUUGAAAGAUGAUAGUCCAUGUGUUGCCCGCUCCCCGACGACCGGAUUGUACUUCGAUCUCAAUGCGAUCUCAUUAUCCCCGCCCGAACUAAAGGACGGCAAUAAACUCUUGAAAAAUGCGCGGAAUGAAAGCUGGUUUGCCAGAGGCCACGACUACCCGGCGAACUUUACAAUCAAUAUCUGCGCGCCAGUCAUUGAGAAUGUGACGGACGUGGUCGGGGUUGAGGCAUCGCGGUGGAAGAACGUCAGCGCAUAUUACGAGCGGGAUAAUAAAGUGUAUUCCAUAGGAGAACAAGCUUCCGAGCCUUUCUUCCGUGGCCGCAAACUCGUCCUAAAUUAUACAAACGGUUCGCCCUGCAUGGACGACUAUAACACUGCCAAUUCAAAUGUUUCCGUCCGCACUAAGUCGACCAUUAUGUCUUUCCUUUGCGACCGCGAUGCUUCGCUCAAUAUGGUCACCCCUUCCUUCGUUGGCUCCAUGGAUUCAUGCACGUACUUCUUUGAAAUCCGCAGCUCGGCGGCAUGUGGUGGAAUUGCCCUGGAUCCCCAGGGCGGUGGUCUGGGACCGGGCGGCGUAUUCGGUGUGAUUAUGCUCAUCGCCGUGGCGGUGUAUUUGAUUGGCGGCUGCGCCUAUCAGCGAACAGUCAUGCAUCAGCGUGGCUGGCGCCAGUGCCCGAACUUCAGCCUGUGGGCUGGUGUGUUCGACUUUGUCAAAUUGAUUACGGUUACGAGCCUCGUUUUUGGGAACAUGGCGCUGACCACUUCUUUCUUUCUACCCCAACAGGACAUGGUCGUGAUCAUCCUUUCCUCGCUUGGAAACCUUCUGAAUUGCAAGAAGUCCCCCUCGACCAGUGGCUACGUCCGCGCGGACUCGGGUGGUCAGGGUGGUCUCAUUGGCGCUAUGGGGGGACGAGGAGGACGCAGUCAGGGUGGACGCGACGUCGAUGCCGAGAACAGGCUAAUAGAUCAACUGGAUGAAGAGUGGGAUGACUAA
Penicillium paradoxum is the source of this 1077-nucleotide messenger RNA. RefSeq lists its product as uncharacterized. The transcript is spliced from 4 exons. NCBI's taxonomy places the organism in Eukaryota, Fungi, Ascomycota, Eurotiomycetes, Eurotiales, Aspergillaceae. The record is from RefSeq and is a predicted model, not a curated record. Gene Ontology annotation, biological process: vacuolar transport. Bases 1 to 1077 code for a protein of 358 amino acids.